Heterostelium album PN500 is the source of this 1023-nucleotide messenger RNA. RefSeq names its product SAGA-associated factor 29 family protein. Lineage: Eukaryota; Evosea; Eumycetozoa; Acytosteliales; Acytosteliaceae. Gene Ontology annotation, cellular component: SAGA complex. Bases 1 to 1023 code for a protein of 340 amino acids. The record is from RefSeq and is a predicted model, not a curated record. The transcript has 4 exons.
AUGUCCGAAGUACAAUUAGUCGUAAUGCUCCGAAAGAUCAAGAAGAUCGUCGACGAGACCGAGAUCUACAACAAGAGAUUGAUACUCUUGAAAGAGAACGGAUUGUCACCCAACUCAAAUUCUAUAUUUGAAGAAGAUGAAGAACUAUUGUUUCCAAUCGAUAUCGGAAAUGAAAUGUAUUUAAAAGCAUCCAAAGCAUAUCAAGAGUACAAAGCAUAUAUUGAAGGAAUCGAAAAGACAUUAAAUAAAUAUGUAGAUAAAAUUAAUAAAAAUGAGAGGUCCUCUGCAAUGAUGAAAGCCAUAGCCAACAACAAUGGAAAUUCAAACAAUACAAAUGGUAAUCAGUCUUCCAAUUCGUCGUCGUCCGAUGAUGAUGACACUGACAAAUUCGAUAAGCGCAACAGCAGCUCGCUGAAACGAAAGUCAAAGGAGGUGGUUUCUACACCUUCCGCCAGCAACAAGACCAAGCGUAUUAAGCAGCCUUCGGAAUCGCCAAAGAAUGAGUCAUCCAGUGAAUCACCCACCGUCAGCACACCAGCCAAGACUGUGGAAUCAACUAGCACUCCCAAAGCCGACAAGAACACCAACACCUCCGCCGCCGCCACCGCCGCCGGAGAAUCGUCGGCACAGAUCCCACCAGGAACUCAGGUCGCCGCCAAAGAGAAAUCAAACAACUGGAUUCUCGCCAAGGUUGGAUCAUACAAUUCAAAGACACAGAAAUACGAAGUCAUCGACGAGGACGAAGACGAAUCGAAAAAGUUCCACGUCAGCAUCAAAGAUAUCAUCCAGUUGCCAUCGGCCAACUCACUGCCGCCAACGUUUGCCGCCAACACUAAAGUACUGGCAAUGUUUCCCGAUACCACCACUUUCUAUCCUGCGGUUGUAGUCAGCUCACAAAAGGUCAAGAACAAGACAUCGUUUUACACUCUGCAUUUCGACGAUGACCAAGGUGACAACGGACAGACACCAAGCAGAAAAGUAGCGGCACAACAUUAUACUGGUCUUGUUAAUCCAUCGGAAUAG